Molecule: messenger RNA, 3032 nt
Organism: Lynx canadensis (Canada lynx)
Lineage: Eukaryota; Metazoa; Chordata; Mammalia; Carnivora; Felidae
Gene: SRRT
Product: serrate, RNA effector molecule
Exons: 20
Coding region: 293-2923 (876 amino acids)
Biological process (GO): mRNA processing; primary miRNA processing
Cellular component (GO): nuclear body
Molecular function (GO): nucleic acid binding
Source: RefSeq, a predicted model, not a curated record
GCUUUAAGUUCCAGUUCAGGCCGCGGGGGACUACUUUGUGGUUGGGGCCCCGUCCCGACGGUGACGCAGGCGCAGCGCGAGCGGCGCGCGCCGACCGCCCAUCCCCGGCUGUCCCACUUUUCUUCUCGUCUCCUCGGCCUCCUCGCUGAGAGCCUCGCGUCUCCCUCUCACCGUCCGCGCCGCCCUCGUCGCGCGCCCGAGGCGAGAGGCGGGCCCAGGUCUCCCGGAAAACUAGCCCUCGGGAGCGCGAGACUAACGGCCGCGAAGCUCCCAGGCCCCCUCACACCGCACCAUGGGGGACAGUGACGACGAGUACGACCGAAGGCGCAGGGACAAGUUUAGAAGAGAGCGCAGCGACUAUGACCGUUCUCGCGAAAGAGAUGAAAGACGUCGAGGAGACGAUUGGAAUGACCGGGAGUGGGACCGUGGCCGGGAGCGCCGCAGUCGGGGUGAAUAUCGGGACUAUGACCGGAAUCGGCGAGAGCGCUUCUCUCCUCCCCGCCAUGAACUCAGCCCCCCACAAAAGCGCAUGAGGCGAGACUGGGAUGAGCACAGUUCUGACCCAUACCACAGUGGCUAUGAGAUGCCCUAUGCUGGGGGGGGUGGGGGCCCAACUUAUGGCCCCCCUCAGCCCUGGGGCCACCCAGACGUCCACAUCAUGCAGCACCAUGUUCUACCUAUCCAGGCCAGGCUGGGCAGCAUCGCAGAGAUUGACUUGGGUGUGCCACCACCGGUGAUGAAGACUUUCAAGGAGUUUCUCCUGUCAUUGGAUGACUCUGUGGACGAGACUGAGGCUGUAAAGCGUUACAAUGACUAUAAGCUGGAUUUUCGAAGGCAGCAGAUGCAAGAUUUCUUUUUGGCUCAUAAAGAUGAGGAGUGGUUUCGGUCUAAGUACCACCCAGAUGAGGUGGGGAAGCGUCGGCAGGAGGCCCGGGGGGCCCUGCAAAACAGACUGAGGGUAUUCCUGUCCCUCAUGGAGAGUGGCUGGUUUGAUAAUCUUCUCCUGGACAUAGACAAAGCUGAUGCCAUCGUCAAGAUGCUGGAUGCGGCUGUGAUUAAGAUGGAAGGAGGGACGGAGAACGAUCUGCGCAUCCUGGAGCAGGAGGAGGAGGAGGAGCAGGCGGGAAAGCCUGGGGAGCCCAGCAAGAAAGAGGAAGGCCGGGCUGGACCAGGCCUGGGGGAUGGAGAGCGCAAGGCCAAUGAUAAGGACGACAAGAAAGAAGAUGGCAAACAGGCUGAAAAUGACAUUUCUAAUGAUGACAAAACUAAGAAAUCUGAGGGUGAUGGGGACAAGGAAGAGAAGAAAGACGACUCUGAGAAAGAUGCCAAAAAGAGUAGCAAGAAGCGGAACAGGAAGCACAGCGGUGACGACAGCUUUGACGAAGGCAGCGUGUCCGAGUCGGAGUCCGAGUCCGAGAGUGGCCAAGCUGAGGAAGAGAAGGAAGAGGCUGAAGAAGCACUCAAGGAAAAGGAGAAGCCCAAAGAGGAAGAAAGGGAGAAGCCUAAGGACACUCCGGGGCUGGAAUGUAAACCCCGUCCCCUCCAUAAGACUUGCUCCCUGUUCAUGCGCAACAUCGCACCCAACAUCUCGAGGGCAGAGAUCAUUUCUCUUUGUAAAAGAUACCCCGGCUUCAUGCGUGUGGCACUGUCAGAACCCCAGCCUGAGAGGAGGUUUUUCCGCCGUGGCUGGGUGACCUUUGACCGCAGUGUUAACAUCAAAGAGAUCUGUUGGAACCUGCAGAAUAUCCGACUCCGAGAAUGUGAGCUGAGCCCUGGUGUGAACAGAGACCUGACCCGUCGAGUCCGCAACAUCAAUGGCAUUACCCAGCACAAGCAGAUCGUGCGCAACGACAUCAAGUUGGCAGCCAAACUGAUCCAUACGCUGGAUGACAGGACCCAGCUCUGGGCCUCUGAGCCUGGGACACCUCCUCUGCCAACAAGUCUGCCCUCCCAGAACCCAAUCUUGAAGAAUAUCACGGACUAUCUGAUUGAGGAAGUGAGUGCGGAGGAGGAGGAGCUGCUCGGGAGCAGUGGGGGGGCCCCCCCUGAGGAGCCCCCUAAGGAGGGGAACCCGGCAGAGAUCAACGUGGAGCGGGAUGAGAAACUGAUCAAGGUUUUGGACAAACUCCUCCUCUAUUUGCGCAUCGUGCAUUCCCUGGAUUAUUAUAACACGUGCGAGUACCCCAAUGAGGAUGAAAUGCCCAACCGCUGUGGCAUCAUCCACGUUCGUGGGCCCAUGCCACCCAACCGCAUUAGUCAUGGAGAAGUGCUAGAGUGGCAGAAGACAUUCGAGGAGAAGCUGGCUCCACUGCUGAGUGUACGGGAAUCUCUUUCAGAGGAAGAGGCUCAGAAGAUGGGUCGCAAAGACCCCGAGCAGGAAGUGGAAAAGUUUGUCACCUCUAACACUCAGGAACUGGGCAAGGAUAAGUGGCUCUGCCCUCUCAGUGGCAAGAAAUUCAAGGGCCCUGAGUUUGUACGCAAACAUAUCUUCAACAAGCAUGCAGAGAAAAUUGAGGAAGUGAAGAAGGAGGUGGCGUUUUUUAACAACUUUCUCACUGAUGCCAAGCGCCCAGCUCUGCCCGAGAUCAAGCCAGCCCAGCCACCUGGCCCUGCCCAGAUACUCCCCCCAGGCCUGACCCCGGGACUCCCCUACCCACACCAGACUCCACAGGGCCUGAUGCCCUAUGGUCAGCCCCGGCCCCCCAUCUUGGGCUAUGGAGCUGGUGCCGUCCGCCCUGCAGUCCCCACGGGAGGGCCUCCAUACCCUCAUGCCCCCUAUGGUGCUGGUCGAGGGAACUAUGAUGCCUUUCGAGGCCAAGGAGGUUAUCCUGGGAAGCCUCGAAACAGGAUGGUCCGAGGAGACCCACGGGCUAUUGUGGAGUACCGUGACCUGGAUGCUCCAGAUGAUGUGGAUUUCUUUUGAGCUUUUCCUCAUUCCUGGUAUCGUCUAUACUUGUGACUGCCUCCUCCCAUCCAGUUGAGAAUUUUUUGUACGUUCAACCCUACUGCCAAUAAAAGCACUUCCAUAGUGA